Molecule: messenger RNA, 519 nt
Organism: Wickerhamiella sorbophila
Lineage: Eukaryota; Fungi; Ascomycota; Dipodascomycetes; Dipodascales; Trichomonascaceae
Product: Ubiquitin-conjugating enzyme E2 G2
Exons: 1
Coding region: 1-519 (172 amino acids)
Cellular component (GO): cytosol; endoplasmic reticulum
Source: RefSeq, a predicted model, not a curated record
AUGGGUCCAAAGAAACAAUCAACCGCCGUGAAGCGGCUGAUGACCGAGUACAAGCAGCUUCUGAACGAUCCGCCUGAGGGUGUGUCUGCCGGCCCGAUUUCAGAGGACAAUUUUCUUGAGUGGGAGUGCCUCCUGGCUGGGCCACCCGACACCUGCUACGAGGGCGGCAUUUAUCCUGCCACUUUGACUUUUCCCGAGGACUAUCCUUUGAACCCACCCAAGAUGGUCUUCAACGGCCCGAUUUUCCACCCCAAUGUCUAUAAAAACGGUGAGGUUUGCAUUUCUAUUCUCCAUGCCCCCGGUGACGACCCUAAUAUGUACGAAACAGCUGCUGAGCGGUGGUCUCCUAUCCAGUCGGUGGAGAAGAUCUUGGUCAGUGUUAUUAGCAUGCUUGCAGAGCCCAAUAGCGAGAGCCCAGCCAACAUCGAUGCCAGUAAGAUGUGGAGAGACGAUCGGCCUGCCUUUGAGCAGCUCGUCCGUUCUCAGAUCCUUGCAUCGCUUGGCAUUUCUAACGAGUGA